This is a messenger RNA of Sesamum indicum (sesame), 683 nucleotides long. RefSeq lists its product as uncharacterized. The record is from RefSeq and is a predicted model, not a curated record. NCBI's taxonomy places the organism in Eukaryota, Viridiplantae, Streptophyta, Magnoliopsida, Lamiales, Pedaliaceae.
UAAACCUAUUUUUUUCUGCCGAGAGAGAAGAAAGAAGAGAGAGAACCACUCUGCCGGCUAGCGAUGAGGUCUUGGCUGUUGAUGUUUCUGCUACUUCUAUCAUCACUUCUAGUUCAUGAAGCUCAAGGUAUACGGUUGCUGAAAGGAUCUGUAGCAGAUAGACAACAUAACAUCCAAGAAUUUCUUCCGGGGAAGAGAAACAAUUAUGAAGGUGUUGAUGAAGAGGCUGUUAUUAUGUGCAAAAGCAAGCACUGCUCAGGAAGGAUUAGAAAACUAACUAUGACCCUCAUUUCUAGCACUCCUACAAUUGCUAAGAAUGACAAGAAUGAAGAGAACAAAGAAGAAAAUCUGUCUGUAAAUCCCUCAUCAACGAAUCAGCAAGCAGGUCAACCUACUCCUGACAUUUUAAACAUAGCUGGAAUGGAUUAUUCCCUCGCCAGAAGAAAACCACCAAUACACAAUUAACACUUGAAGAGGGGAAAAAUUAAAAAAAAAAAACUUCAAAAAAUAAUAGUAAUUUAAAUAAAGGAACAAGAGGACUUGUCUUGGGAAGGGUGCAUAUAUGUAAAUAUGUAUAGGUGUCGGACAGCAUUGCAGAAAUGCUGCCACUUAGGAAGAUUAUGUACAUAUAUUAUAUUGUGUAAUGAUUCCUAAAUUAUAAGGUAAUGAUUGUGAUGAUCGAA